This is a messenger RNA of Drosophila subpulchrella, 813 nucleotides long. RefSeq lists its product as uncharacterized. The record is from RefSeq and is a predicted model, not a curated record. Gene Ontology annotation, molecular function: protein binding. The coding region runs from base 21 to 332 and encodes 103 amino acids. The transcript is spliced from 3 exons. Lineage: Eukaryota; Metazoa; Arthropoda; Insecta; Diptera; Drosophilidae.
UUUACCGCGUAAGGUUUAGGAUGAAGACUGUAAGCAUUUUGCUAAUAUGGCUGGCCUGCACUUUUGGAGCAAAUAUUCCACCAACACAAUGCCCUUUGGCAACUAAUUGUGGUAAGGUGGAUGAGUCAAGUGCUAUUUGCGGAUUAGAUGAGGAGGUGGGUUGUAUUCGGAAAUAUCCCUCCAAGUGUCAUUUGGAUAUAGCAGCAUGUCAGGAAAAAGGAAAAAAUUUCACUGACUAUAGUGAGGUUUACUGCUCAUUGGAGCCGUAUCUCUGCGAAAAGUCACCCACAUAUGAGCGCUGGACCAUUCUCUAUGGUCACGAGGAUGAAUAAAAAUAUACUUUUAUAAUUAACGGGAGACACGUGCUGAAAUAUUACGCUUAUUAUUCUACUUCGGUAAUCUUACUGCAUUACUAACUCAACAAAAUUUAUUUUACUCUAAACGUAUUACUUUGCUCGUGCUAAAACUACAACAAAGUAAUAUCAGCUUCAAAAAUUAGUAAUACAAGAUCGAUAUUGACAUGGUUUAAUUAGGCAAAGAAAAUUAUACUGUUUUAAAAAGGAAAAAGCAUUAUAAGAAAUACUACCAGUUGGGAAUGAGGCUUUCGACCAUUGUUUUGUGCUGCUUAAGUGAGUGGUUGUUAAUUAAAAAAAAAUUAAAAAAUCUUUGGAACAAAAAUCUAACAGUUUACAGUCUGAAAGCGAGUGGUAUGCCAAAAAAUAAUUGCCCUUCCGAGAGAAUUUGUGGAGAAGUAAGCGAAUCAAAAGCCGUUUGUGUUUUGGAUGAAAAUAAAAAUUGUAUAAGAAAGUUUAA